Suillus plorans is the source of this 954-nucleotide messenger RNA. Its product is annotated as solute carrier family 25 member 38. The record is from RefSeq and is a predicted model, not a curated record. The coding region runs from base 1 to 954 and encodes 317 amino acids. Gene Ontology annotation, biological process: glycine import into mitochondrion. Gene Ontology annotation, cellular component: mitochondrion. The transcript is spliced from 8 exons. Lineage: Eukaryota; Fungi; Basidiomycota; Agaricomycetes; Boletales; Suillaceae. Gene Ontology annotation, molecular function: glycine transmembrane transporter activity.
AUGCGCCUCUCAUUGCACGGCUUGACAUCUUCUGACUUUUCAGGUGCCCUCUCUGGGUUUGGGGGAGCGAUCUUGUUACAGCCUCUCGACCUCCUGAAGACCAGGAUUCAACAAGGAGAUUCUGCUUUGAAUGCCGGCAACACAACUAUUAUAUGGCGUACGACUAAGGAUAUUAUCCGGAACGAAGGCAUAAAAGGGUUAUGGACGGGUACAAGUGCCACAUUGGUUCGCAAUGUUCCAGGAGUGGCCCUCUACUUUACGAGCCUGACUUAUCUACGUUCUAUCAUGGCAAAGUCGCCCUAUUUUUCCGCACACCAGCAGCACAACCGCGAUAGCUCUAAAACCGUCCUUCCGAAACUGUCUAGUCAGGGCAACCUCAUAGCAGGCGCGACCGCUCGAGUUGGAGUCGGAUUGAUCCUCAACCCAUUUUCUAUCUUGAAAGCGCGUUUUGAGAGUGAGUUGCAUGCAUACCGUAGUUUAUCCGGCUCGCUUCUUUCUAUCGCCCGUAUGGGACCGUCUGAACUUAUGCGCGGAUUUGUUGCGUCGUCGCUGCGGGAUGCACCAUAUGCCGGUCUGUUUGUCGUCAUAUAUGAGAGUAUUAAACGCGAGACAAAAUCUAACUCAUGUGUUCCAGCGUACUUCAUCCCAACAGCAUAUGCAGUAGGCAUACAUAGCUUCUCAGCAGCAUCUGCAGGUGCCGUCGCCACGAUGGCGACACACCCAUUUGACGUUAUAAAGACGAAAAUGCAAGUUCGUUCAGAAGACAAAUACCGUGGCUUCACUACAACUGUCAUGAGAAUUUUCAAGGCUGUUGUAUUCUCAUCACUCAAUUCACAGCAACGUGGUGCAGCCGGUUUUUUCGAUGGUGCAUCUCUCCGCAUGUCUAGGAAAAUCCUCAGCUCGGCAAUUGGAUGGGCUGUAUUUGAAGGAAUGCUGCUCUUCAUGCAAACGUGA